AUGGCAGGUCCCGAGAUUCCUAAUCCUAAAUGGGACUACCAUAUGUAUAUCUCUUAUUCAAAGCCUAGAUUGGUUCAUGAUCAUAUUUUACUAUAUGAGCUAGGGUGUUUUUAUUUGGAAAACCAAAACCCUUGGACAGGUUUGAGGGGUCAGUUUUAUGAUCAUCUCCGUGAGCAAACAUCAAGAGUUUAUAGGUGUUGUGCUGCAGAACCAAUUAAUGUCCAGUUUACUCUAUCAACAUAUUUUAUGGAGGUAGUGAACAUGACAGUCAUGAAUAUCCGCAACCGAUAUCCGACCAGCUCUGGAGAAAUUUUCUUU
Molecule: messenger RNA, 318 nt
Organism: Striga asiatica
Lineage: Eukaryota; Viridiplantae; Streptophyta; Magnoliopsida; Lamiales; Orobanchaceae
Source: the annotation of a GenBank genome assembly